Messenger RNA from Lytechinus variegatus (green sea urchin), 3560 nucleotides. RefSeq names its product protein smg8-like (gene smg8). Lineage: Eukaryota; Metazoa; Echinodermata; Echinoidea; Temnopleuroida; Toxopneustidae. Gene Ontology annotation, biological process: nuclear-transcribed mRNA catabolic process, nonsense-mediated decay. The record is from RefSeq and is a predicted model, not a curated record. Bases 70 to 2841 code for a protein of 923 amino acids. The transcript is spliced from 22 exons.
UCUGCCAAAAAAAGAAGCACUGCUGGUCAGUAGAAGUCCCAUCGAUUUUUUUUUUACCAUUCUGAAGAAAUGGAAAAAGAAAGUGUGAAACUGUUGGAUAAACUAAGGAGCUUGAAUGUAGGUUCAGAAAACAUUUGUGUCAUUGGUGUAUUUGGUAAAGGGUCGUCUGGUUCUUCCUGUAAUGGGCUCGUUCUCAACAACCUUCUUGACAAACACGUCUUUGAGAAAUAUUCAUUAUUUGAGCGUGUGCAAUCAGAUGAUCAGGGAGUUAAUAGUUGUUACAUUGAACCGUACUAUGAUCAAUCAAGGCACACGCUUUACCUCCAGCUUGUGUCUAUAUAUGAUGGUGCUCAACUGGCUCAUAUAUGUCGACUUCACCCGCAGCAUAUAUCAACAGCUGAUAGCCAUUCAUACUGGAAGAGCCAUGAAGGUCAACAUGCCAGACUCUUGCUCUACUUAUUUACCAUAUGCCACAUUAUGAUAGUCUGUCACCCUAGAGCUGUAUUCGACACCAGCUAUGUGAAACUUUUCAGAGCAUUGCAAACAACAAGGGAGAAGCUGUUGCCACAACUAAGUAGCAAUCUGAAAGGCAUGUCAGUGAGUAGACAAUGGCAGACAUCAGGACGUAUGUGUACACCACGCCUGCUCUUCAUUUGUCAAAAGAGUGACUUACAUGUAGAACAUGAUACUGACCCAAGGCUUGGAGGGCAAAACAAGAAAAAAUCUCAACGUAAAGUUCUUCAACAUCAUCUUGAAGAUCAGAUCUACAGGAUCUUCAGGAAAAGCCAUAUCCUCACAAAUAACAUGUCUCAUUGCCUGUUUAGUAUUCCGUUGAACCAAGCUUUUGUGCACAUUUUGCAUUCUGAUGAUCAAGUGAAGGAUACCAUACAUGAACUCAUCAACGCUUGUUCUCUGACCAGCAGUAGUGACAAAUCAGGUAACCACCAAUCAGAGAAGGGGGUAUUUGUGAUGCCUAUCACCAUGGAGACCAUUCCGUCUCUGACCGAUAAACCAGAUGAUACCUUGAGGGCUUUCGUUCACCAGCAUGUUGAUCUCAUAAUCAACAAAAAGGGGUUUGAUGACAGUCAAAGAGGAGCUGCAAUUUCACAUUUUGAGUAUCCAAGCAUGAAAACUUGGAUUGAAGUAGCCACUUCAUCUUAUCAAUUAUUCAUGAAUUUGACCAGUGACCCCAAAGUGACCUCUGCUUUGACCUACCUCCAGACUGCGUUGGACCAAGAUCUUAGAUUCUCAGAAAUGAGGUGCAAAAAAAUUUUACCGAUGGCGAGCCGAUCAUAUCAGGAGAAUGCUUCCUCACAUUAUACCAGUACUGUUCACAGAAACAAGCUCUUACAGGCAAUGAAGAUGUACUCCCAGCAUGCCCGUGGUCCGGGCUACGAAACCUUCGCGGCCCAGCUCCAGGAGGAAUGCGAACUCUUCUGGCAGAAUGGACGACAGCUCUGUGAGGUCAUCAGUCUGACCGGUCAUCACUGUAUACACAAGCUUCACCUACUACCGGGUGACCCUGAGUUAGACCCUCCGAGAGAGAUUGUCUUGAGCCAUCUACCCCAUACCAAUAACAACCAAACACCAUGUGCUUGUAACUGUGGCAAAUCGGUAGGCACCAGGGAAGAUCCGUUUGAUGUCAAGGUUGCCAACUACGAUUUCUUUGAAGAAUUGGAGGAGAAAUGCUGCAGCAAGCUUCAACAUUAUGAAUUUCCAGUCUACAGACCUCCUCCCGCAAGACGACCUUCCCAGCUGAACUGUGAGGGUGAUUCCAUUCCAGAUGAAGGGGUGUCAAACCAGCAGGAUGAGAUGCUCACUAAAUCAAUUGAAAAGAUCAAAUUAAGCAAUGGUAAGGAGCCAUGCAACCGUAGAUCGGGUAUAAUGACCCCAGAGCUUAGUCUCGGUCAAUCGGUCGCCAAUGAAGGCUCUGCUGAUCAGCCAGUGAUAGGAACAGUUGAUACCCUAUCAACACAAGAUGAACAACCAGAUCUUGAAGAGGAGGAAGACCAGGAGGAAGAAGAGAAAGAGGAGAGCAAUGAAGAGAACGAUGAAGAUGAAAUGGACGUUUCCGAGCCUCACUUUAGCAGACCCAUAGAGGGUAUGUUAUGUAGUACUACACCCCGAGGCAUGCUUCCUAAGUUCCCAUCCUGGUCACUGGUUUGUCUUGGUCCAGCUACACUGUAUAACCCAACAAAAGGUCUGGAGCAGCCAAACUUCAUGCGGGACAGCAAGCACCUGUUAUCUUGGGAUAUACCGAUCCCUAAAGGCUCUCUCCUGGACUCCGUCUGGCCCUCGCCUGGUGAGAUUGUGACAUCAUCAUCAAAGAAAGGAGGCAGGACAAGGGAUAAGAAAGAUACCUCUUCAGAUGGGCUUAGAGCAUACAUUGGCAAUGAAUACGAGUGUCCCAGAGGACAUCGGUUCAUCUGUUCUGGACCAGAGAAGGUGGUCAAGGUCGCAUCGGGGUCAGGCGGUCCUAAGGAAAGCGCCAAUAAACUCAUCACACUGGACAUGCCUCUCUACUUCUCCUGCCCAUGCAGAUCUAACAAACCUCCUCUAGGUCAGCUGAUCAGGUCGUUCAUCGUGACACCGCCUAAACCGGUGUACAUCAAACUCAACCCUAAAGUCAGACCAGGACCACACCCUACACCUGUCUUCACCCCUCUACCGGGUGAUGAGGGUAUUACCCUUACCCCUAGUAGUGUGUGGGUCCUAAGAUACCCAUUUGUGUAUGUGAGCGAGGCUGGUCCAGUCAUGCCCCCUGCAGACAAUCAACCCACACCUGGUGCUAAGCUUCUCAAAGGCCUCUACCUAGUGACCCUACAAGCACCUGAAACAUGAGAUGAUAGUCCAAGGAAAAUUUCGGAGAGGAAGUCCACGAGCCGCUGCAACAGCUACGACGAAGUCCUGACAGUGAUAGAGAAGGAAAUAAGCCUAGUGAGGUCAUCACCUUGUAAAAAGAUAUUGCCCUGUGAUUUGCCAGGCUCCUGAAGCAUGAGAAGACCAAACAGAGGUACAUUUUGGAAGAGAGAUAUCAUAGGCCAUUUUAAGAUUGUUGAUUAUCAAACCGUUGUCCUAGUUCAAGAGAAGACCUGGAGACCUUAGAAGAUCUUGAGAUGGCACAUGAUGAACCAAGGGUACAUACUGGAAUUGAGAUAUAAGAUAAAGCCGUACUAUGAUAUCAAAAGUCUUGUCCUUGUCCAACAGCGUUUUGAAGAACUCUAUCUGAUGUCCCUUCAGAAUCUUGAGAUAACAGACCAAGGGUACAUCCUGGAAAAGAUAUACCAUGAAUCACUGCAGAUCUUUGAUGAAGUCAUGCUUGGACACAAAACACAUCUUGACCUAGUCCAACAGCAUCUUGAAGCACUCUACCGGAUGGUCUUAGGUUAUCUGUAAACGAGAGUCCUUCGUUCUUCCUUGAAAGAAACUACUUGUAUUGCAUCAUCAUCAUCCUUGCUCCCAUUGCCUCUGAAGAACUUUACAAAUAUUCCAGCAGACUUGCUUUCAAACAGCACCCCUGUGUGCUGGCGAUUGGUUACUGAUGACGGUACUUGGUAAUA